ACGCGUAAAACAUAUGGCGGAUAAAAAGAAGUCAUUUUUUGCCGUGAUUUUUUAGAGACACUUUUUUAGGGUUUAGAAUGCGAAAUAUCAACAAAACAGCAGGGCAUGGACUUGGAGAGAGAUCGUCCACAGAAAAUAGCAUAAACUACUAUUCAAGCCAGAUGGAUGAGGACUUCAUUAGGGCAGCAAAAUCUGGCGAGAUAAAGAAAAUCAAAGAAUUAUUAGCUGCAGGUGUCAAUGUCAAUAUUACAAAUCCAGGUGGUUUAAAUGCAUUGCAUUUGGCAUCAAGAGAAAACCAUCCAGACAUUGUAACGUUACUUCUAAGUCAUGGCAUUGACGCUAAGGCGAUAACAAAGAGGUUAAACACUGCGCUUCACAUUGCAUCCUUAGGUGGUAAUACGUCGGUUGUGCAAAUACUCCUUAAUCAUGGAGCCAAUGUAAAUGUACAAGCUCAGGAUGACAUUACUCCAUUAUAUAUGGCUGCACAAGAAAAUCAUGCUGACAUUGUUAAGAUGUUGUUAAAGAAGAAAGCUGACCCUCACAUUGCUGCUAAGGGAGGAUUUGAACCAGUUGACAUCGCUGUUUUACAAGGCCACAGUGCAGUUGCAGCAAUGUUGUUAGAACAUAAUGCAAAGCAAGGCUUACGAGCUCUUCAUGUUGCAGCUAAAAAAGAUGAUGUUGAUGCGUUAGAGCUCUUAGUGAAAGACAAAAGAAGUGUCAAUGAUUCCGCACCAAAUGGCUACACACCGUUGCACAUUGCUGCUAAGCAUGAUAGUGUUAAGGCAGCUAAAUUUUUGGUUGAUCAUGGUGCUGACUUAAAUGCUGCAGCCAAGCAUAAUGUCGUCCCGCUGCAUGUUGCUUCAAGACAUGGCCAAACAAGAGUUCUAACAAUUUUAAUUGAAGGAGGAGCAAAUUUAGGAUCACCAACGAAGGAUGGAUUAACACCUUUGCAUUGUGCUGCCCGUGACGGUCACAAUCUUUGCGUGGAAGUAUUACUAGUUCAUGGGGCACCUGUUACUGCUAAAACAAGGCAUGGGUUGACGGCUUUACACAUGGCUGCUCAAGGAAAUCACACUGCUAGUGCUAAUCACUUACUAUCACAUGGUGCACAUAUCGAUGACGUCACUCUGGAUGGUGUUACUCCCCUUCACAUUACAGCUCAUUAUGGUCACGUUGAAACAGCACAGUUGUUGAUAGAGAAGGGAACUGAUAUUGACAAACGAGCAAGGAAUGGUUACACUGCAUUACACAUAGCGUCAAAGAAGAAUCGCGAAGCUGUGGUGCAGUUAUUGUUAAAGUAUAAUACUUCAGUGCAUGUUAAAAAUAAUAAUGGUCAGAUCGCUCUCCAUGUGGCAGCGUUUUUUGGACAUGUUAAUAUCGUUCUGCUUCUUUUACAAGCAGGAGCUUCCCUUGAAGCUACUACAAUAAGAGAAGAAACUGUUCUUCAUAUCGCAUGUCGCACUGUACAGAUACAAAUUGUCAGAUUGCUGUUACGAAAUGGAGCAAAAGUGAAUCCAAAAGCAAAGGAUGGAGACACACCAUUACACAACGCGUGUCGCCAAGGAAGUGCAAGCUUAGUAUCUCUGCUACUUGAUAAUGACGCUGAUCCUGAUGCAACAAACAAGGAAGGUUGCACAGCAUCGCAUCUUGCAGCAAGAGAUGGUCAUGAAAAAGUUUUGGAAAGUCUGCUGGAUCACAAAGCUGGCGUCAACAUCAUUUCCAAGCGUGGUUUUACUCCUCUGCACGAAGCAGCUAAGAAAGGAUAUGUUGUUAUAAUCGAGAUGUUACUUGAAAAGAAGGCGGAAGUCAACACGAAAGGAAAGAAUAAUUUGACCCCUCUUCAUGUUGCGUGUCAUUAUGAUCAGCCUGAUGUCGCUGUUAAGUUGCUCAAUAACGGUGCAGAUCCGCACGCUACAGCAAAGAAUGGAUUUACACCUCUACAUAUCGCAGCAAAAAAGAAUCAAGUGAAUAUCGUAUCACUUCUGCUUGAUCGUGGUGUCGAAGCUGACUUGAUAACAAAGCAUGGUGUCAGCCCAUUGCAUUUAGCUGCGCAAGAAGGAAAUGUUGAAAUUGUAGAUAUGUUGUUAGAGCAUGGGACAUCACCUGCUGUGCAGACAAGUAAUGGACUGACUCCGCUUCACGUGGCAGUGCAAUACAACCAAAUAGACGUGGUAAAGAGGCUACUUAAAUAUGGUGCUGCUAUCAAUUCCACAACACAGAGUGGCUUCACACCGUUACAUUUAGCAGCCAUGUGUGGCCACACUGAAAUGGCGCAACUACUCCUACAGGAGUGCGCAGAAGUGGAAGCGAAAACAAAGAAUGGCAACACACCGCUCCACAUUGCGGCGUACAAAGGACACAAUGAUAUCGUUGAACUGCUACUGAAAUACAACGCCCCACCAAAUGCUCUCAACAAGGACGGAUACUCGGCUUUACAUAUUGCAGAAGUCACACAGCAAAAAUGGGUGAUAACAACAUUGGUGAAAGUGACCAAGAUAAUAGUGAAACCGAAGGAUAAGGGCGAGAAAAGUCUGGAACUUCUUCAUCAAACGUUUCUCCCGCCUGAAGAUUUGGAAGAAACACUUUUAAUUGACGCUAACGACGAAGCUGAAGACGAAGCUCACAUACAGAAGAAAGUUAUUCAAGAAGAUUUCGAAGAAACAUUCGCUGGUCUCGAUGAGACACACUCGGAAAACAACACAACUUUUGUAAAUGAAAGUGAAAUCGAGGUAGCACAGGAAGAGCAAGUAGAAACUAUGGCUCACGACAAUUUUGAUGACUUCUUCAACAAGCUAGACGAAAAAAAUGAUUUGCCUAAUGGACACCGCCAUGAGCCAAAUGUUCAUCAUUUGUAUAAGACGAAGCACCAUACCCAGGGUAAUGCCGAUGCUGGUGGUUUUGAAGGUCCUGUAGGUUCCAGUUCUCCGAGGGAGAGCGACGUUUAUAACAAGAACUACCCAGAUAAUGUUUACAUCACAGGACCGCCGAGAACUGGAAAGUUCUUGAUCAGUUUUUAUGUGGAUGCAAGAGGCGCUGUGAUGGAGAGCAAACAAAGUGGAAUCAAAAUCACCAUUCCCCGCGGUGCUUGUACGAUGCCAACAAGAAUUACAAUUCGACUACGCAAACCCAAAGAUGUGCGCUCACUUCCACACUUACAUGUGAACGAAUCACUAGCCAGCUCCAUCAUACAAAUGACAUCUGAAGGAAUGCAGUUUUUGAAACCCGUCGUCAUGGAAAUACCACACUUCGCUGCCCUGCGUGGUAACGAGCGUGAACUUAUCGUUCUGCGUUGUAAUAGUGGACAUGCGCAUUGGAGAGAACAUCCCGCCACCAUUAUGGAUGAUCAACCAGGUUGUAGUGACGACAUGACCAUAAAAGUGAUCAUUCAAGAAAUUCCCGAUAAACUUGUUAUCGUUUCCAGACCCCUGAAGGAGCGUUUUGUCAUGUUGCCAGAAGGCGGGAAGAUCGAGUCUACGGUCGUGCCGAAAGUUCAUAUUCUCUUUCCAUCAGAUACUUUGAAUACAAGCACUAAAGUGGUCCUACAGGUGCAACAGUGCGACGACUCGCUGCUUCAACCUAAUGAUCAAACCUACACAAGUCCCAUAGUUAGUCUCGAUCCACCAACUAUUCUUUCUAAACCAAUCACGAUCAAUAUCCCUUGUCCGUGGUUAGCUUAUGAAGAAAGGAAUGGGAAACGAAACUUGAGGUUGGUCGCUUGGUUACCGCGCACUCCUCGAAAAUCUACCGCCGACCGAACUGAUUAUGAGUGGCAAGAUGUGACGAGUAAAACGGCACUCUCCGUCAUUGGGGAUAAUGCAAGCUUUACAACGACGGAGUUUACUAGAUAUUGGAUCGUGCAAACUAAUUCGAUCGAAACACUACCGAAGAGAAUCAACCAACUGGAGCAAACUGUUUCUGUUUCCCCUUAUUCGGCGCGUUUCUUCGUCCAUGGUCGCUUGGACACGCUUCAGAAUGGUCAACUACGCGUCUUUCUAGUAACAGACGAACACGCCUUACACGAGAUGCUCUCGCAUUACACGAGCGUCAAAGAACUGCCGCAUUCCAACACGUGUCACGUUUACGACGGGCAAACUAUCCACGUCAACUUAAGCGGAAAUCUGAACGCGGCUGACACGCAAAAUUUGAAAAUGACUUUCGAUCCCUUCACGAUAAACCAAUUAAAUAUCAAUACUGAAGUUGUGUCGGUCGACGCCGUUCAAAGUUGCCGACUGACGUUCAUGGGGAGUCUGAGGAGAGAUUUAACGAAUAGUAUAUCGCCGAUUUGUUCUUUGGAUGUACAUCUUUCUAAAGACAUGUUGGAACAAAGUCGAAAAUCUUACCACAUCGACACAGUCAACGAUGAAACGAUUCGGAAGGUUGGUUCAGACAUACAGGAGUCGUGGAUGCCAGUCGCUACUGAGUUAAAUCUGAGUAACCGAGACAAACAAGCAGUUUUUGAUGUCAGUUGUGGAAAGUACGACAUACCGGGCGUAUGUAUGUUGGAAUAUUGGCGUUCCAAACACACUUCCAAUGCUACUUAUAAAGCUUUAUACGACGCCCUUAAAUACGUCCACUAUGAUGAUACCGCGGAGAAGGUUUAUGAAGCGUCUCCAAACGAAUUUUCGAAAGAGCUGCUACCACGUUCAGUUACGGAACGAUCGCAAACCGCGACGCCGACAAACUUUGUGGAUGCUACUUUGGAAAGCGGGUAUAUAUCAGAUACAUCGAAAGAUUUCCAGCGAGACUGUCCGAUGGAAACCUUGUCAAAGUCUGACGAUGAUAGUCCGGUUAAAGUUCAAGUCACAGAACCGGACGAGCCUUUCGUUGAUUAUUUCGAUCCAAACACGAUAACUGAUAACGACAUAAUGGUCAAUAAUAUCGACAGCAUCGCUGGUAAUAACGGCAUCGAUCAUAACAACGGUAGUAUCGCCAGCAGUAGCGACAUGACCAAUGUUAAUAUCGAUCACAACGCAGCCGAAAGAGAAAGCAUCGCCGGUAACAUAGAAAGCGACAUAGAAGUCAUGUCAAGUAAUGACGUAAUACAAACUGACAAUCAGAGUGCCGUGGAAGCCGUGCCUUGUUCUGCAGAUGACGUGACACAUGAAGAACCAACGGAAGGUGCUGAGGAUGAAUUGGUUUACCAUAAAGACCCAGUAAUCGAUUUUUCGUUGCUUGAACAACUUACAAACGAGAUUUCACAAGAUGAACCAAUCGAAAGGACGCACGGACCUAGUGCGUAUGAACUCUCGUUGACACAAAAUAAAGGAAGUAGAAUUGCUGCGUCAGCAGGGAUUGUCAGCAGGCCACCAAAAGACUUGGUCACAGAGGAUGACGUCAUAGGUACUGCAUUGGAAAACGUCCACGCGGAAGUUGACAUGUCGUUUCUUGAUGCCUGUGACGACGAAUCGCUUCAGGAUAUCAACAGCUGCACAAGCUACGACAAAGAUUUCUUGAAGAACGACCAGUAUUCCUCACGUGAUAACUCGUUUGAUCUCAGUGGAAACGAGUUAAGUAGUGCUGGUUUAUCUGAACAGGAAGUGAAAGGCGGCGAUUCUACUAAUCUUGAAGACGAAUGUUCGCUUGACCUCGCGCUGCAAGAAAAUUUCAAUGAUAAUGAUGCUGAAAGUGAUUCACGACCACCCUGCUUCGAUUCGGUCUCACCUAUGGAAUCUAUCACGUCGCCUGACCUGAACACGAGCCCCGAAAUUAUCGAAAGUCCAAGAUCGUUGACACCUUUUAGCUACGACGGUUGUGACAAACCCGUUGAAGCAAGACACGCCGUAAAUCAAAUCGAAACAUCGACGGCAUCGGUAAUUAGCGAACAUGAUGAAGGAACAACGGUCGUUGUGGAACGACAAACCAGCCACAGCGUAAAGGUUGUUACGCCUCCGGUAGACGAAUCAAGCGAUGGAAUUAUAGAAACGAGUGUAAUUUCGACAAAGUCAACUACCAUAACGAAAACUAGCGACGUAGUGACCACUGGGACAGUUGUUACGAGCGAUGAAGUAAACGGCGGGGAUUUGAUUAAACGCAUGUUUGGAAACCAAUCAAGUGUGAUGGAAUUUUUCGAAAACGGUGAAGAAAAAGAAGAAGACUACUCUUCUUACGGAACUCAAGUGUGAUUUGGUCGGUCUUUCUGUAUUUAAUGUACUUAGAUUUAGAUGUAAUAUAUUUUUAGGUUGUGUGUGCACAGCUGCUGAAUAAUAUUUUUAAAGAACCUUUAUUUCUCAAUAACAAGAUUUGGUGUCAAGUAGUGUCAUGGAUUUAGGGAAUAUAAUCUUAAGCUGUUUUCAUUUCUUUAUUUUUCACUUCUUAAUUUUUAUCCAGAUGUAAAUCAUUUUGCGUAUAAUUUCCAAAAUGGAAACACUGUGUUUAAUUUUUAGUAUUAGCACUAAGAACACGUUAGUAAGGAACUUCCUACUCCGUAAAGAAAAGUUGGCUUAAUAAGACAUACAUAGAUAUACAUAUAUAAAGAACUCCCUUAAAAAACGUGGAAAUAAUGAAUUGACCUCGGACUGGGUAGGCACCUUGUAGCAGGAAGGGCAACUCUAAAAAGGUGGAAACGUAUACACACAGCGAUACGUAUUUAGAGAAAUGGAAAACGUAAGAUAGGCAAUCAAGCAAAAUUAUUUUUAGUAGCAUACAAAAUAAAAUAUAUGACUAUUUUAUUUUCUGUAGAUAAACAUUUUAUUACUUUAUUGAGAUCUUUUGAUUUUUAUAAGCAUACUUCGUACCCAGUGUUGUGACGUUGUGUGAUACUAUAUGUGUGAUAUAUGCCCUGUGAACGAAGUUUUAUUUAAUGACAGAGUUGUAAAAUAAUUAAUAGAGAUCUUAUUUAGUUAGCUCGUCUUUUUAUUGUAAGAAGGAUUUAUCUAGAGGAAUUUAGGACCCAGUCUUUUUAUUAGAACAAUAUUUUUCUAAAAAGCCUGGGUGCUAAGUUGUAUUUUAGUAAAACUUGAGAUUAAAACUAACAUGUGAAA
Molecule: messenger RNA, 6980 nt
Organism: Hydractinia symbiolongicarpus
Lineage: Eukaryota; Metazoa; Cnidaria; Hydrozoa; Anthoathecata; Hydractiniidae
Product: ankyrin-3-like
Exons: 34
Coding region: 78-6122 (2014 amino acids)
Biological process (GO): negative regulation of delayed rectifier potassium channel activity; signal transduction; neuronal action potential
Cellular component (GO): synapse; axon initial segment; membrane
Molecular function (GO): transmembrane transporter binding
Source: RefSeq, a predicted model, not a curated record